AUGAAGUGCCAUUCCAUGGCCGAAUGUUGGGACCUUGGCGAAGAACCGAGAUUCUCACAUACCAAGGUCAUAUUCCACGAUGGCGACGAUUAUUUUUUGGCCCGACUGCCCGAUCGCUACAGCAAGCUAGAAGAAAUCGAUGUGCCCAAGGAUGGCCUCACCAGAAUCCCAAAAGAGCACAUCUGGCCUUUGUAUGAAGAGGGUCUCACAAUUUGCUCUAAUCCAAACAGGCCAGAGAUCUAUGUCAAGAAACCUCAACUGACCGACUACUCCGAUUCACAUGCGCCCAGCAUAGACCUACUCAAAGAAGCGAGAAUCUGCGAGCUUCUCAUGAAAAAUCCCCAUGGAAACAUUGCCCGUUACUAUGGAUGCGUGGUCGAAUAUGGCCGAAUCACCGGGCUUUGUUUUGAAAAAUGCGCGGAACUGCUCGCAGACCGUGAAGCAGCCGGUCGUCUUGUCGAUAUCGACAGCUGUUACCAACAGAUUGAGGCGGGUCUUAAUCAUCUUCAUUCCCUCAGUCUCGUUCACAACGACAUUCGUGACUGUAACGUCAUGUUUAAAACCCAGGACGGCGAAGAGGUAGUCAUUAUCGACUUCGAUGCGUGUGGUCUACAGGGACUUCCAAUUGAGGGGAAAUCUGGACCAACGCCCGAAGGUGUUCAUACCAUGGAGUUUGAGAAUGAUGGUUAUGCUUUGAAGACUUCAAAUCGCCAGGAGCCAGAAAGACCGGUGUGCAUGUGA
Penicillium longicatenatum is the source of this 741-nucleotide messenger RNA. RefSeq lists its product as uncharacterized. The transcript is spliced from 2 exons. Gene Ontology annotation, biological process: protein phosphorylation. Bases 1 to 741 code for a protein of 246 amino acids. Gene Ontology annotation, molecular function: ATP binding; protein kinase activity. The record is from RefSeq and is a predicted model, not a curated record. NCBI's taxonomy places the organism in Eukaryota, Fungi, Ascomycota, Eurotiomycetes, Eurotiales, Aspergillaceae.